Alternaria arborescens is the source of this 690-nucleotide messenger RNA. RefSeq lists its product as hypothetical. NCBI's taxonomy places the organism in Eukaryota, Fungi, Ascomycota, Dothideomycetes, Pleosporales, Pleosporaceae. The transcript is spliced from 2 exons. The record is from RefSeq and is a predicted model, not a curated record. Bases 1 to 690 code for a protein of 229 amino acids.
AUGACGAAUCAUAGCGGUGCUGGAGACGUCGGUGUCGCAGACGAUGUGUGCAUGGAGAACGGCCUUUGUCAGAACUUCGCGUCAUUCAAUGGAAAGAAUGAAGGUGUCCAAGUCUGGGGAAGACAGGGCUGUACCGAUCCCCUAUGGAAUAGUCCAUAUUGUCUUGGAGACGUAUGCAACAAGCCAGAGUACGCUGACGAAUGGGGCAACGUGGGCGUGUGGAAUUGCGGAGGGCAGAACUGGUGCUGUGGGGAGAAGAGCUGUUGUGAUGAUAAGAACAACAUCUUCGAACUCGCCGCAACUGUGGGUCCAACAUCAACUGUUCUUUCAGCGACGCCUAUUUCCUCAGCCUCGACGAUGUCAACCUCGACGACUGAGACAACCCCCACCUCACAGUCGAACGUUCCACCAGACGGUCUUAGUACAGGCGCAAAAGCCGGCAUUGGGGCUGGUGUGGCAGCCUUUGUGGUCGUGGCGGUCGCAAUCGCAUUACUAACAUUGAAGCUGAGGAAAUCCAACGAACUAAAAGAUAGUUCCUCGGACGAACUCAAGCCGCACAAGGAUGUGACACAACAAGAAGAUUACCAGCGGUAUAUCGACCCACAUGAGAUAUACACGGAGCAUGGAUACGGUGAGUUGGGCCAUCGUGACCCUCAGGAGUUAGAGGCUAAAAGUGGAAAUGUGUACUGA